Molecule: messenger RNA, 1121 nt
Organism: Amoebophrya sp. A25
Lineage: Eukaryota; Dinophyceae; Syndiniales; Amoebophryaceae
Source: the annotation of a GenBank genome assembly
ACUUUAUCCACAAGGAAAGGGAGGCCCUAUGCCUGGAAAAGGAAGUACUAUGCAACCUGGAGGAGGUGCUCCUGGAAAUAUAAUAGCCGGAGCAGGUGGGAUGAAGGGCGGUCCUCUGCAGAAAGGUGGUAAACCCGGUACUACUGUCGGAGGUGGAAAACCUGGCAAAGGAAAUAAAGGUGGGAAGCCGCGUCCACCCCCUUCAAUGCUCAAAAAAGGGGGCGUUUACAGAGCGGAAGAAAUUACUCUUGCUGAAGGAAUCAAUCCAGACGAUUUGCGGAAAUCUGACGACAACAAAAAUAUUAUGGCAGCUAAGUAAUGUUCGUGUUGCUGUAUAAUUGAAUCUCGAUCUCCAUGUUUUCUGGUGUUCUUUAAGAUUUAUGAAUAUUUACUUAGCACUGACUUCAGCAUUAAUCAGGCUUUAUUCAGAAUUAUCAUCAUGGACUACUUCCGAGUGGGAGGCUUUGGAGUAGUUAUUUUUCACAGACAAGCGAGUAACAAGAGUUGUAACUACAAUAACACAUCUCAACAACUUUAACUUAUCAUUUCUAAUGUACAAAAGUCGGACGUAAAGGCUUUGCAACUCCGACCCUUCGCAUCGAAAGGACAGAAGCAGCUAGUCAACCUUACAUCCGCAAGACUGCCACACACGAUCAGUCCUGGAAAGACGGUGAAGAAAGCGGCAGUGGAACGAGACCGACGGCGGCGGAAAAUUCUUGCAGCAUUUCACGUCUUCCGACCGGAAUUAGAUCUAUGUAUUUGAUAUGCUUCUAAAUGCUUUUGUUGUUGUUGGAGUCUAGGUGUAAAUUUAGAGUCGUAUCAAGCACUACGCUCUUCGCUCCAAAGCUUCUCGUUCUGGGAGUCAACAGUCCUUUUUUACCAACUUGCAACGACCUUAAGGAACACAUUCUAGCACUUGAAACUUCGCUACGUAUAGAGUUGCAUUUGGGUAUGGUCUUUUGGAGCUUCUGUCAUUUCUUGAAGUAUAAUCUUGUUAUAUCCGUCGUAGUAACUGUUCAACAUCUCAUCGCAAGAAAAUUGACAAUCUAUCAACCCAAUCUUGUUCCUAGGUGAGGAUAGUAGCGCGAUGUGGUUUGCGAAGUCUGAAGGCAUGCGCCGUG